This is a messenger RNA of Exophiala xenobiotica, 1488 nucleotides long. RefSeq lists its product as uncharacterized. Gene Ontology annotation, biological process: ammonium transmembrane transport. NCBI's taxonomy places the organism in Eukaryota, Fungi, Ascomycota, Eurotiomycetes, Chaetothyriales, Herpotrichiellaceae. The coding region runs from base 1 to 1488 and encodes 495 amino acids. The record is from RefSeq and is a predicted model, not a curated record. The transcript is spliced from 2 exons. Gene Ontology annotation, cellular component: plasma membrane. Gene Ontology annotation, molecular function: ammonium channel activity.
AUGCGUGGCCGGCCGAAUAUGCCCGUCAGACGAUGGGAUGCAGACACCCUAGUCGCACCAGACUGGCUCAACAACGGUGACAAUGCGUGGCAAUUGACAGCAGCAACGCUCGUCGGACUGCAAUCGGUUCCAGGACUUAUGGUCAUGUAUGCUGGAUUGGUGAAGAAGAAGUGGGCCAUCAACUCCGCCUUCAUGGUGCUCUAUGCCUUCGCCGCCGUGCUCAUCUGCUGGGUGAUCUGGGCGUAUAAAGCGGCGUUUGGAAAGAAAAUGUUGCCUUUUGUCGGUGUUCCAGGCCCGGCAUUGACAAUGAACUAUGAAUUGGAACAAGCAUAUCUGCCGGCUGCCGAACUCUCUGCGGCAUAUCCUAUGAGCACAAUGGUGUAUUUCCAGUUCGUCUUCGCAGCCAUCACUGUGGUGCUCAUCGCGGGUGCCGGCCUUGCAAGGAUGAAUUUUCUGGCCUGGAUGGCAUUUGUGCCACUUUGGAUAACACUCAGUUAUACCGUGGGCGCUUUCAGUAUCUGGGGCGGCGGCUUCUUGUACCAAAUGGGUGUCUUGGACUAUUCCGGUGGAUACGUCAUCCAUGUCUCGUCCGGCACGGCAGGCUUUGUCAUGUCUUACUGGGUAGGACCGCGACACCCUCGUGACCGUACAGAGUUCCACCCGAAUAACGUUCUUCUGGCAUUGGUGGGCGUUGGCCUUCUUUGGCUUGGUUGGAACGGCUUCAACGGUGGUGAUCCUUAUACCGCUUCGCCUGACGCAGGCGCUGCUGUUUUAAACACCAACAUCUGCACUGCGAUGAGCAUGUUGACCUGGACAGUCAUGGACCUGAUCUUCUUCAAGAAGCCUGCUGUGAUUGGUGCUGUGCAGGGCAUUAUCACCGGACUGGUCGCCAUUACUCCUGCUGCAGGCUUCGUUGCAGGGUGGGGUGCAAUCAUCAUCGGCGUGUGCUCCGGCAUCAUUCCAUGGAUAUCUAUGAACAUCUUGGGCAAGCAGCGAUGGUUUCUGGAAUUUGCUGAUGAUGUUGUUGGCGACUUCCACACACAUUUAGUCGGUGGUAUUGUUGGUGGGUUUCUGACCGGACUUUUCGCAACAAGCGAAGGCACGGCGGCUUUUGCACUUGCGCCUGAUGGAGGCGCCAUCGAUGGCAAUGGUCGACAGGUUUGGGUUCAAAUAGUGGGAUUCCUCUUCAUCAUUGGCUGGAACGUUUUCUGGACGAGUGCAAUUUGUCUCUUCAUCAAAUAUGUGAUGAGAAUCCCAUUGAGGUACAAUGAGGAGCAACUCUUGAUUGGAGAUGGAGAGGUCCAUGGCGAGCUCCCAUACGCGUUCUUCCAUGAUGGUCUCCAUGAUUAUGAUGCCAAAUACGGACAGCCUGAUCCUGAGAAAGCUCAGGGUAUACUUGAAGGCAUGGAUACCGGUAGAGAUAUUAGCAGCGAGGAGGGAGCCGGGGGACAAGCUGGCGUCAGCAAGAAACUUGACAAACAAGCAUAG